Molecule: messenger RNA, 1542 nt
Organism: Aphidius gifuensis
Lineage: Eukaryota; Metazoa; Arthropoda; Insecta; Hymenoptera; Braconidae
Product: CBP80/20-dependent translation initiation factor-like
Exons: 5
Coding region: 266-1402 (378 amino acids)
Biological process (GO): regulation of translational initiation
Molecular function (GO): protein binding; RNA binding; translation activator activity
Source: RefSeq, a predicted model, not a curated record
AAAAAACAACCAACAUUAUAUAUUAUGUACAUAUGUUAUGUGCAGUUAUGUGUGAUAAUAAAACAUUGAACAAAAUGGAUGUCACAUUAUUUGACAAUUAAAAAACAAUAAAUAAAGGUUAGCAUUCAUAAAAAUUGAAGUUGCAAAUUGUUGCAAAUAUUGAAUUGUUGACUAAACAAAAAUAUAAAUAGCUAUACCCACACAUACAAUAAGGGCUGUUUGUGUGAAGACUGAAGGAUCAACGACCACUUCACAGUUCUCAAAAAUGACAUCUGUUGGUGUUGGAGUUGGCAGAGGUCGUGGUUGGGGUAAAAAUACUCAGGAUGCUUCAUUGAGACGACCAGGACAACCACCACCUGGUCCAAAAGAUGAGAUUGUUGAACUUAUCUACAAUUUAAAUAUCAAUGAUAAAUUGUGUAAUGAUGAUUCAAGUAGUUCACUGAUUAAUCUAUUAACAUUUCAAGGAGAUUUGACUGAUGAUAAUAUUAAAAAUAUUGAAACAAUUUAUCAAGAAGCACUUGAUGAUCGUGAUUUUGCUAACAGAAUUAUUUCAAUAUUGAAACAAAUAAAAUUUCGUUCGAGUCUUUUUUUAACACAGCUACAAUUGAGUUUUGAAAAACGUGAUGAAUUAUUUAGUCAAAAUGUUGUUAAAUUUUCAAAUUUUACUUAUUUUUUAUGUGAAUUUUUUGAUAAAUUUAUUAUCAGUAACGCAAUAAGUAAAAUAAUGGCUAGUCCAGUGAUAAGUUGUCUUGAAAUGCUUUUAAACACAUUGAAUGAAGAUGACAUUGAACUAGUUCUUACUCAGCUAUUGAUAACUGGAAAAAAACUGUACUCAUUACAACCAGGAGAAUUAUCAAACUUGAUAAUUCAAGCAAGACGAAUUUUAAUAGUCAAAAAUUUAAGUCUUAAAUCACGAGGAAUGUUGUCAUUGAUGAUUGAUUUGGAUAAUCAUAAAUACCAAAUUCUUCCUGUUGAAUUAAAAAUGUUUUAUGUUGAACAAUUGGGUCAUGAUUAUUGGAAUAAUACAUCAACAAAUACUUCUAGUCCAUAUACCAAAACAAAUGAUCCUGUUAAUAAGACAGAUUCUCAAUUGACUCAUCAAAAAAAUGUAAAUUCUGGUAUUGAGAAACGACUCUCACUUACUGGAAAUAAUGGACAAGCAUCACAAGUAUCUCAUCAACAAAAACAACAUGAUAAAACAUCACCAAAAUCAUCAGUUAAUAAUUCUGGACGUCCAAGGGCAAUUAGAGGAUCAGGUGCAAAUGAAUACAAAGACAAAGAUUUUAAAAAUGACAAAAAACCAAUGGGAAAAAAAGAUAAAAAUUCUGAUGCUCAAUGGUCAAAUUGGAAUGAUGGAAAAAAAGCUUGGGGACAUGAUGACAGAUUCGACAAAGAUUAUUAAAUAAAUUUUCAUAUGUUAUUUUAUUUUUUUUGAUAAAAAACUAAUGUAAAAGUUAUUAUUUUUAUUUUUUUAACUGAUAUGUUCAGUGUUUUAUAUUGGCAACCGAAUCAUGAUACAAAUUUUGAAAUUAAACUCGGAAU